Messenger RNA from Mercenaria mercenaria, 2267 nucleotides. Its product is annotated as bis(5'-adenosyl)-triphosphatase enpp4-like. NCBI's taxonomy places the organism in Eukaryota, Metazoa, Mollusca, Bivalvia, Venerida, Veneridae. The transcript is spliced from 3 exons. The record is from RefSeq and is a predicted model, not a curated record. Bases 233 to 1525 code for a protein of 430 amino acids.
GUUGAUGGGCAUUGAUAAAAUAGGCUAGUGAUAUUAUCUCUGCAUAUUUUGGUGGAUAUAUCUCUAUAUCUUAAUUGUAUUGUACAUUCUUGAAUUAAUUCUGCUUGAAUUAGCAAUAUCCUCUUGACAUUUUUGGAGGAGAAGAAAACUAGUUCGGGUAUUGAUUAAAUGACACAGAGACCAUUAUUAAAUAAUCUUAAAUGUGAAUUUACGUUUAUAAAGUUUUGAAGCCAUGGCUAGGAUAAGCAGCUUCGUGUUUCUUGUUGUUGAGAUGUGUUGCUGGUGGUUAAUCAAUGGAAAUAAGGUAUUACUGAUUUCAAUGGACGGGUUCAGAUGGGAUUAUAUUAACCAAGUAGACACGCCAAACUUUGACGCUCUGGCUGGUAAAGGGACACGGGCGGAGUACAUCAACGGUACCUUUGUGACAAAAACGUUCCCAUCGCACUAUACCAUGGCAACAGGUUUAUAUGAAGAAAGCCAUGGUAUAAUAGCCAACAGUAUGUACGAUCCUUUAUUUGAUGACUAUUUCAACAAACGUUCAAAACAAACAAAAUGGUGGGACGGUGGAGAACCAAUGUGGGUUACGGUUCGGAAACAAGGACUUAAAAGUGCUGUCCUCUUCUGGCCAGGCAACGAGUCGGAAAUUAGAGGUAUGAGACCGAACAUUUACUCUGCUUAUAACCAUACAAUGCCGUUUCAAACACGGGUAGAUACCGCUAUACGGUGGUUAUCAAACGAUAUAGAUCUUGCAAUGUUGUAUUUUGAUGAGCCUGAUAGUACAGGUCAUCUCUUUGGACCAAAUUCAUCACAAGUCAGAGCUAAAGUGAAAGAAAUGGAUGAUGUUUUAGGAUACAUUGUAAAACAGUUUGAUCAAGCCAAUCUAUGGGAGACAGUAAAUGUCAUUGUUACAAGUGAUCACGGUAUGACGGAGGUAGAUUACGCAACAAGACAUGUUGACCUGUCUGAGCACAUCGAUAUGAACGCAAUUGACAAAAUUCCAAGCACUGGACCAACUGCUAACAUUCUACCUAAAGCUAACAUGGAUGAUGCUAUUAUUCGUAACCUGACAAAUGUGCCUCAUGUCCAAGUAUACCGUAAAGAAGACGUACCGGAACAUUGGCAUUAUAGGAACCAUAGGAGAAUCUUACCUAUUCUGGUCGUUGCUGAUGAAGGAUGGGUGGUUUUGAAGGGACCUGAGGAAUACAGUGAGCCCGACAGAGGAGCCCAUGGGUACGAUAACACUCUGAUGUCAAUGAAACCGAUAUUCUAUGCACGCGGUCCUAACAUAAAAGCAGGUUAUGAGACCUUGCCAUUUAAUAACGUGGAUAUCUACCCGUUGAUUUGUGAGUUACUGUGCAUACGCCAAGCUCCAAACAACGGAACGUUAGCCAAUACUGAAAAUUUUAUUGUAAAUGUUGAUCAAGAGACAUGUGCAGCCGACACAUCAGGAUCGUCAUCAGCACUGUUUUCGUUGCCGGUCGUGAUUCUGUGCCUUUUAAUCAAACAAGAAUUACAGGUACUUUGAAAAUAGCUCAAAGUUGCGUGCAAAAUGUUAUUUGAAUUCUUGUGACGUUAUGACGUACCGUAAGGUUCCCGCACUUUGUUUAAUACUUUAUAUGAAAAAGAAAACAGUCCUGGAAGAAAGAAGUUUGUCUGAUCUUAUUUUUACUAUUACUUGUUGAAUUAUCAGAAUAUGGCAUGCAAAAACAGAAGAUUCAAUCACUGGCUGUAGGUAUGGAAGUUAUUAUCUGACUCUCGGAUAUCGGUUUAUGCGAUAACUCGGCAGAGCCUCGCCACUUGAACAGUUACCCGCGAACCGGAUAUUCCCGUCUGCACCUAUUACCAGUUAAAGAAUCUUAUAAGGUGCAUCAUACACAAUUUUAUAUCCUAAUUGCAUUUUGUUGUUUAAAAACAACAUACUCUCUGCAUCCGUUUUCAUUUACGAUCAGUUAUGUCAGCACAAUGGAAGUAUGUGCUUGUAAGUACAUGAUAAACGAAUAUAUCUAAGGAAAGAAUUGUCAAUUUGUUUGGAUUUUAGAUUGUAUUUCUUGUUGAUUCAGUUAGUGUUUUAUUGUGUUAGUGUGCGGUUUACACAACAUGCCAGGCAUUAAACAGUUUCAAGUUGUAUCAUUUACCCUUCACAGAUGUAGCUAGACUAUUCACCACGGCGUCGGCGUCAGCGUCAGCGUCGGCGUAACACAUUGGCUACGUUUUUCGCACCAGUCCACAAUUUGAAAAAAACUUUUUAGAUAAAGCUCUGAAACUUU